Messenger RNA from Antechinus flavipes (yellow-footed antechinus), 2211 nucleotides. RefSeq names its product solute carrier family 25 member 43 (gene SLC25A43). The transcript is spliced from 5 exons. The record is from RefSeq and is a predicted model, not a curated record. Gene Ontology annotation, biological process: transmembrane transport. The coding region runs from base 54 to 1058 and encodes 334 amino acids. Lineage: Eukaryota; Metazoa; Chordata; Mammalia; Dasyuromorphia; Dasyuridae.
GAGCCCGCGGCGGGCCGGAACCGGGCCCGGGCCCGCGGCCGCGAGCCACCGCGAUGGUCACUUGGCGACGAGACGGGCGGCUCACGGGCGGCCAACGGCUGGUGUGCGCCGGCCUAGCCGGGGCGCUCAGCCUCAGCCUCACGGCCCCGCUGGAACUCGCCACCGUCCGGGCCCAGGUGGGCGCGGGCCCGGGCCAGCCGCGGGGCCCGUGGGCCGCCUGCCGGAGCGUCUGGCGCACCGAAGGGCCCCGGGCCCUGUGGAAGGGCAACGGCGUGGCGUGCCUGCGCCUCUUCCCCUACAGCGUGCUGCAGCUGGCUGCCUACCGCAAGUUCAUACUGGUGUUCAUGGAUGAUCUGGGUUACGUUUCCCAGUGGAGCGCAAUCAUGGCUGGAAGUCUCGCCGGCAUGGUGGCCACCAUCGUCACCUACCCAAGUGACGUCAUCAAAACUCGGUUGAUUAUGCAGAACUUGCUGAAGCCAUCUUACAAGGGAAUCUGCCACGCUUUCUGUACUAUUUAUCAGCAGGAAGGCUUUCUGGCACUUUACCGAGGAGUUUCCCUCACCGUUCUAGGUGCUCUGCCAUUCUCUGCCGGCUCUUUCCUAGUUUACGUGAACCUUAAUCGCAUCUGGAAUGGGCGCCAAGAUCGGUUUUCCCCACUCCAGAACUUUGCCAACAGCUGCCUUGCUGCUGGGGUCGCCCAGACGAUCUCCUACCCUUUCGACACCAUGAAGAGGAAGAUGCAGGCCCAGAGUCACUGCCUCCCUUUUUGUGCUAGUGGAAACAACAAUUUCUCAGGGGCAGUGGCCUGCUUUCACCAGGUAGUGAAGGCCCAGGGUGUGCUGGCCCUCUGGAACGGACUGUCUGCCAACUUGCUAAAGAUCGUUCCAUAUUUUGGAGUAAUGUUUAGCACCUUUGAGUUUUGCAAGAGAAUCUGCCUUUAUCAAAACGGCUAUACCGUGUCCCCUUUGAGCGCUAAGCUUACCCCAGGCGUAGAUCAGAGUUUGCGGCCACAAGAAUUACGGGAAUUACAGAAGUUUUUCAAAAACAGCCAAUUUUGAGACCAGAAAAGCCACUCUGUAAAACUAUACAAGGCCGAAAGGUGUGUUAAAAACACACACGUAUGUACCACCUUAUGAGCUUAUGAUGUCGGAAGAGGUUGCCUCUGUCCACCAUGCUGAAAAAAAAUGAGAAGCUUGACUCUUUCACCAUCUGAUCUGUGGACCUCAGGCCUUAUUCAUGACUGCACCACUGCAGAGUUGGGGGUCUACUUUGAUUAAAGUGCCUGGAGUUCUCCAUCACUAUCUCAUGAAUUAUAUCUAGCAUCCCAAGGAUGUGACCGAACGGUCGGUCCCAGCUCAGAGCUUUCUAAGAUCAGCUUACCAAAGCAAGAACAAAACUCAUAUCCAUCGAAAAGAGAUGCAAAGACCUAAAGAAACAGGCUUACUGUGUUCUUCAAAGAAAGGCGGAACGUAGGUUGGCGUGUACAUUCGUAGACCAGAUCACACUCCCCCGCCUUGCUUCCCAGUAUUCUCUGCUUGUAGCAACUAGCAGUGACUGCAAAAUUCACCCAAACCAACACAGCUCCAGUUUGACUCGUUUGGUCUAGACAUUCUCAAUGUAAGAAUUCAUGGCUCCAUCCCUAAUCCUUUGAAGAAAAAAAAAGGAUGAAAAUCGAUUUCCAAAUCUCUCUUUUCAAGUUUAGGAAGCCUAAGUCGUUUGUUAGGUAAAAUGUUCCUAUCUAUUUUUAUGGUGACCUCUAAAUUGUCCUGCUGUGGACAGAUUCAUAAAAGUGACUCACCAGUGCCUUUGACCUUAAUAAUUUUACUCUUGCCCAGCAAAGCCAAGAAUUAGUUGGCAAUUCCAAUAGCCCUCAUUCAUUUUAUACUACAGCCCUUCUUGCAAAGAAGGGAAGUAAGAGUGCCUUAGAUUAGUCUUAGAAGAUCAUCAAGUUUGAGCCUUUGGGGAGGAAGACAAAAAUCGGAACAGAAAAAAUACUUUGAGGUUCUUCAAGCCGCUGAAGAAAUCACCUUUGAGGAGCAAAAUACCAUGGAUCUACACUAAGGCCAUAGAAUCUUACCUUUCAGAUAAUUCUUACUUAUAUAGUCUUUAAAAUCACUAAUGCCUAAUUGUCAUAUUAAUAACCAUGUCUUUGAGAUUGGAUUAUUUUUUUCAGCAUUUCGAAGGUAUGUAUAUUAAAUUAAUUUCUCAUUA